Messenger RNA from Trichoderma harzianum CBS 226.95, 576 nucleotides. RefSeq lists its product as hypothetical. The coding region runs from base 1 to 576 and encodes 191 amino acids. Lineage: Eukaryota; Fungi; Ascomycota; Sordariomycetes; Hypocreales; Hypocreaceae. The transcript is spliced from 2 exons. The record is from RefSeq and is a predicted model, not a curated record.
AUGACGACUCCAGCGUAUGAGGCGACACCAACAACAAACGGAAAUGGCCAUAUAGACGCAGAUGAAGAUAUUACCAUGGACACAGGAGAGGAAGUAGCCACAAACGCAAACACCAAUAUGGAAAUAGAUGCACACGUCCCGAUCCAAUCUCUUUACCACCGCUCUUCAACCCUUAUGGCAGAGGUCUGGAAACGUGUCUGCACUGCGUAUUCCCGUGUUCCUGGGGUGCACAUUUUCUCCCUUGAAGAUCCGCAUGAUGGCGGUUAUGGCUGGUACUUCAGAAACGCAAACGCAACAACCCCUUCGUUUGACGCUCACAACCCGUCCACGUACCUCAUCGACAGCGGCUUAUGGACUGCAUGUCAACAGUCACGCAACAUCAUGCGCGAUGCAUAUGGUUUUGACAGUUGGGACCGCAUUCUUGCAGCACAUCCUGACUUAUUCUAUGACGAGCUGAAGAAACAAAGUUUGAUGGAUCUACCAGCGUGUCUCUAUUUCAAAGACUUGGGAAAAGACCGUUACUUUGGCCUCUUCCCAAACAAGGACUUGAUCUUUUUGCAGUCGACAAAGAUAUAG